Molecule: messenger RNA, 1740 nt
Organism: Rhinolophus ferrumequinum (greater horseshoe bat)
Lineage: Eukaryota; Metazoa; Chordata; Mammalia; Chiroptera; Rhinolophidae
Gene: TMLHE
Product: trimethyllysine hydroxylase, epsilon
Biological process (GO): carnitine biosynthetic process
Cellular component (GO): mitochondrion
Molecular function (GO): iron ion binding; trimethyllysine dioxygenase activity
Source: RefSeq, a predicted model, not a curated record
AAAGCAAAGGGCGCGUGCAAGCUUGCCUCCUGAGGCUCUCCUUCCUUGCAAUUCCUUCCGCUUUGCUGAGUUGGGAGCCGCAACCUCCAGCACAGACAGGGGUUAGACCUGCGCCAUCGUCUGGCAGCUCUCCCAGUCGUUUCAGACUGUCUCCCCAUUCUCUCUCACACAUGUUUCACCCAAUAAAUCACUUUCACAUCUAUUCGCAUGAUGGCAUCUCCUUCUCAGAGGACCCAGACAAAUGCAGUUGUGAACAUUACAGACUGGGAGAUUUCAUAUAUAAUCUGCAUUUCUGGCUCCUCUCAAAAAUUCGGAAGAGCUGGCGACACUAGGUUUGUCUGGCAACAAUCAGCUAAAGAACUGCAAUAUGCUAACACCGUGAUGCACUUCGAUUACGUCUGGCUUCGCAACCACUGCCGUUCAGCAUCUUGCUACAACUCUAAGACUCACCAGCGCAGCCUGGACACUGCCAGCAUAGAUUUAUGUAUCAAGCCAAAGACCAUUCGUCGGGAUGAGACCACACUCUUUUUCACUUGGCCAGAUGAUCAUGUGACUAAAUAUGAUUUGGAUUGGCUGGUGAGAAACAGUUAUGAAGGACAGAAACAAAAGGUCAUCCAACCUAGACUCUUAUGGAAUUCUGAAAUCUACCAACAAGCCCAAGAGCCAUCUGUAGAUUGCCAGAGCAUUUUAGAAACCAAUGAGGGACUGAAGAACUUCAUGCAAAACUUUCUGCUCUAUGGAAUUGCAUUUGUAGAAAAUGUCCCUCCCACUCAAGAACACACAGAGAAGUUGGCACAAAGGAUCAACUUGAUCAGGGAAACCAUCUAUGGGAGGAUGUGGUAUUUCACUUCCGACUUUUCCAGGGGUGACACUGCAUACACCAAGCUAGCUCUGGAUCGGCAUACUGACACUACCUAUUUUCAAGAGCCCUGUGGCAUUCAAGUGUUUCACUGUCUUAAGCAUGAAGGAACAGGUGGCAGGACACUGCUAGUAGAUGGAUUCUAUGCAGCACAGCAGGUCCUGCAAAACACGCCUGAGGAAUUUGAACUCCUCAGCAAUGUGCCAUUGAAGCAUGAAUAUUUUGAAAAUGUUGGAGAAAGUCACAACCACAUGAUUGGGGUUGGGCCAGUCUUAAAUAUCUAUCCAUGGAAUAAAGAGCUCUAUUUGAUCAAGUACAACACUUAUGAUCGGUCUGUCAUCAAUACUGUACCUUAUGAUGUUGUCCAUCGUUGGUAUACAGCACAUCGGACUCUAACAAUAGAGCUGAGGAGACCUGAGAAUGAGUUUUGGGUCAAACUAAAGCCUGGCAGGGUCCUAUUUAUAGAUAACUGGUGUGUCCUACAUGGCAGGGAAUCCUUCACUGGCUAUCCACUCUGUGGCUGCUAUUUAACAAGGGAUGACAUACUAAAUACAGCUCGUCUCUUGGGGCUUCAGGCUUAAAAUUGACAGCAUUGGGAUUAUGAACACACCUGACACCCUGCUACCAAAAUUUUGUAUCAGCAAAAUAACAUCAUGUCAAAACCUACUUCAAAUUGUCUCCUUACCUCACCACACGAAAAAGAAGCCACCCAUGUCUCUAAUAGAGAAACCUGUUAGAGAAAGGCCUCUGAGUUAUCUUAUGUCAGCCGUCUAGAGUGGUAGCUCUCUUCCCCAAGUUAUAACAUGUGCUCAUUUGAUUUUUAGAACUUUUGAUAUAAUUUUGGUGAAUAAACUUCAGAAAUAUAAUCUCCACAUUGAUGG